This is a messenger RNA of Zonotrichia leucophrys gambelii, 3143 nucleotides long. Its product is annotated as fer-1-like protein 6. The coding region runs from base 99 to 3143 and encodes 1014 amino acids. The transcript is spliced from 22 exons. Gene Ontology annotation, biological process: plasma membrane organization. The record is from RefSeq and is a predicted model, not a curated record. NCBI's taxonomy places the organism in Eukaryota, Metazoa, Chordata, Aves, Passeriformes, Passerellidae.
UCUCCCCCCUGCCCAUGUGCUGCACAGUUCCAUGGAGCUGAUAUUGCUGUUUUCUCUGCCUUGAUGCAGCCCUGCACCUCUUCCAGCUGAGAGCCCACAUGUACCAGGCCAGGGGGCUCAUUGCUGCUGACAGCACCGGACUUUCUGAUCCUUUUGCAAAAGUUACUUUCACAUCACACUGCCAGACCACAAAGAUCAUUUCUCAGACAUUGUCCCCCACCUGGAACCAGACCCUACUUUUCAACAACAUUGUGCUUCAUGGUGACAAAGAGGAGAUCGCCCAGUUCCCACCGGAGAUUGUCAUCGAGCUGUACGAUGAUGAUGCAGUGGGUAAGGCAGAAUAUAUUGGGUCUACAGUGGCUGCCCCUGUGGUGAGACUUGCUCAUCAAAACUAUGAACCACCAAAACUUUGUUAUCACCCAGUGCACUGUGGAAGUCUUUCAGGAGGAGACGUUCUUGCCACAUUUGAGCUUCUGGAGAUUCCCGAGUCAGAUCCAGACAGACUUCCCCCACUGGAUCCACCAGAUAUUGGCCAGAUUUACCCAGUCCCAGCUAACAUACGGCCUGUUUUAAGCAAAUACAGAGUGGAGGUGCUGUUCUGGGGCGUUCGAGAGCUGAAGAAAGUCCAGCUCCUGUCCGUGGAUCGGCCCCAGGUUCUCAUCGAGUGUGCAGGGAAAGGAGUCAAAUCCUCUGUCAUACAGAGCUACAAGAAAAAUCCCAAUUUCACUGGCCUGGCGGACUGGUUUGAAGUGGAGCUGCCUGAAAAUGAACUCUUGCAUCCACCACUAAGCAUCUGUGUGGUUGACUGGAGAGCAUUUGGGAGGAGUACUCUGGUUGGAACACAUACCAUCAACUGUCUUAAGCAAUUCCUAUGUAAAACCCCAUUAGGUCUUCAAGCUGCACCUAACAGAGUAGACAUUGCAGAAACUGAGAAAGCUUCCCCUGAAUCAUCUCAGCCUGCUGAACUGUCUCAGGAAGAUCCAUUUUUAGCUGACGGCAUCUAUGCUGAGGUGGAGCAGGGUAAAUGGACAGUGGUAGAGCCAGACCCAUCCCUCACAGCAGCUCCUGCCACUGAGCCAGAGCACUCUGCCUCUGAGCCAGGGAAAGAGAAGAAGCACAAGGAGAUUAAAAAAUCCAUCCGACGGUCAACAAAGAGGAGAAAAAGAACCAUUGCAGAUGAAUCAGCUGAAAAUGUCAUUGACUGGUGGUCAAAGUACUAUGCUUCUGUGCUCAAAAUGCAAAAGGCAAAAGGAAUUUUUUCCAGUGAAGGAAAACCUGAAGACAAUAAGCAGACUUCUGACCACAUAGCAUUGAUCAUAGAGGAUGAGCCAGACAAAAAGAAGAAGGAUAAGACAUUGAAAAGGAUGCAGAAGGAAACUCCAAACCUAGCAACACUGCAGAUUUAUGAAGGAGAUUUGGAGAGUGAAUUUAAUAACUUUGAGGACUGGGUGAAAACUUUCCAGCUCUUCAGAGGAAAAUCUAAUGAUGAAGUUCAUGCUGAUGCUGAAGACAGAAUAAUAGGAAAAUUUAAGGGCUCCUUCUGCAUUUACCCAAGUGCUGAGGAUGGCAGCUUGCUGGAUGGAGGGCAGCCCCGCAUCCUGCAAGGGAUCCCCCCAAACCACCCUGUCAAGGUGCUCAUCAGGGUUUAUAUCGUGGCAGCAUUUAACCUCAGCCCAGCUGAUCCAGAUGGGAAGUCAGAUCCCUACAUUGUGCUGAGGCUGGGAAACACAGAAAUUAAAGACAGGGAGAACUACAUCCCCAAGCAGCUAAACCCAAUAUUUGGAAGAUCAUUUGAAAUCCAGGCUACAUUCCCCAAGGAUUCCUUGCUCACAGUCUUGAUCUAUGACCAUGACUUCAUUGGGACAGAUGAUCUUAUUGGAGAGACUAAAAUUGAUUUGGAAAAUCGUUUCUACAGCAGACAUCGAGCCACCUGUGGGUUACAGAGUCAAUAUGAAAUAGAAGGGUACAAUGCAUGGCGAGAUGCAACCAAGCCAAGUGAGAUCCUCACUAAGCUGUGCAAGGACUACAGAAUCAGUGGACCCUUCAUGAGGCCAGGAGAGAUACAAGUAGGAUCAAAAAUCUUCAAGGGACAGACAGUCUUCACAGAAGAUGAGAACGAGGAGCCAGUCGAAUCAUACGAACAUCUCUCCCUAAAGGUUUUACGUGCUUGGGAAGAGAUCCCUGGAGCUGGCUACAGACUGGUCCCCGAGCACAUUGAGACCAGGCCCCUCUACCACAAGGAUAAGCCAGGCAUGGAGCAGGGUCGUGUACAGAUGUGGGUUGACAUGUUUCCUAAUGACAUGCCUCUGCCAGGACCUCCUGUGGACAUUUCACCAAGAAAACCCAAAGGCUAUGAACUGAGAGUAAUAAUCUGGAAUACAGAGGAUGUAAUUUUAGAAGAUGAAAACAUCUUUACGGGGCAAAAAUCAAGUGAUAUCUAUGUAAAAGGGUGGAUAAAGGGAUUGGAAGAGGACAAACAGGAGACAGAUGUACAUUACAAUUCCUUGACAGGAGAGGGCAACUUCAACUGGCGCUUUGUGUUCCCCUUCCACUACCUCCCAGCAGAGAAACAGAUGGUGGUUACCAAAAGAGAAAGCAUAUUUUCCUUAGAGAAGACAGAACGCAAAAUACCUGCUGAGCUGGUGCUUCAGGUGUGGGAUUUUGAAAGACUCUCUUCAGAUGAUUUCUUGGGCACUCUUGAGCUGGACCUGAAUGGGUUCCCUCGGGCAGCAAAGACAGCCAAGAGCUGUGACUUAGGCACAGUUGUGGCAGCAAGCGAGGAAAACAAGAUCUCCAUAUUUCAGCAGAAGCGCAUCAGAGGCUGGUGGCCCUUCAUCAAGACUGGGGAGCUCACGGGCAAGGUGGAAGCUGAGUUUCACUUGGUCACAGCAGAAGAAGCUGAGAAGAAUCCAGUAGGCAAAGCUCGAAAGGAGCCUGAGCCCUUGGAAAAACCCAACCGACCAGACACAUCCUUCUCUUGGUUUGUAAACCCUUUCAAGUGUUUGUAUCACCUGAUCUGGAGGAAUUACAAGAAGUACAUCAUCAUUGGCAUAAUUCUGCUUAUUCUCGUUAUCUUCCUGGUUCUCUUUAUCUACACAUUGCCAGGUGCAAUUAGUGAAAGGAUAGUCACAGGAACAGGGUAG